Molecule: messenger RNA, 1338 nt
Organism: Echinococcus granulosus
Lineage: Eukaryota; Metazoa; Platyhelminthes; Cestoda; Cyclophyllidea; Taeniidae
Product: Tubulin beta chain
Exons: 3
Coding region: 1-1338 (445 amino acids)
Biological process (GO): mitotic cell cycle; microtubule cytoskeleton organization
Cellular component (GO): cytoplasm; microtubule
Molecular function (GO): GTPase activity; GTP binding; structural constituent of cytoskeleton
Source: RefSeq, a predicted model, not a curated record
AUGCGUGAAAUUGUGCACAUUCAAGCUGGUCAAUGUGGAAACCAAAUUGGAGCAAAAUUUUGGGAGGUGAUUUCGGAUGAGCAUGGAAUUGAUCCCACAGGAACUUAUCAUGGGGAUUCGGACCUCCAACUAGAGCGCAUUAAUGUCUACUAUAAUGAAGCCACUGGUGGUAAGUACGUGCCUCGGGCCAUACUCGUCGAUCUGGAACCCGGCACAAUGGACAGUGUUCGGGCUGGUCCCUUUGGUCAAAUCUUCCGCCCAGACAACUUCGUGUUUGGACAAAGUGGGGCGGGCAAUAAUUGGGCGAAGGGACACUACACCGAAGGAGCUGAGCUAGUGGACUCUGUGCUAGACAUUGUUCGCAAGGAAGCAGAGUCUUGUGAUUGUUUACAGGGAUUUCAAAUGACUCACUCUCUUGGAGGCGGCACGGGCUCUGGAAUGGGAACCCUCCUUAUCUCCAAAAUUCGUGAGGAAUAUCCGGAUAGAAUUAUGAGUACCUUCUCAAUCGUUCCAUCACCAAAGGUCUCUGACACUGUUGUUGAACCCUACAAUGCGACACUCUCUGUUCAUCAAUUAGUGGAAAAUACGGAUGAGACUUACUGCAUCGACAAUGAAGCCUUAUACGAUAUCUGCUUCCGUACCUUGAAGCUGACUACACCAACUUACGGCGAUCUGAACCAUCUUGUUAGUGCGACAAUGUCUGGCGUGACGACAUGCUUGCGAUUCCCUGGUCAAUUGAAUGCCGAUUUGAGGAAACUAGCUGUCAACAUGGUGCCAUUCCCGCGUCUACACUUCUUCAUUCCUGGCUUUGCUCCACUUACCAGCCGUGGCAGCCAGCAAUAUAGAGCUCUUACCGUACCAGAGCUGACCCAACAGAUGUUCGACGCGAAGAAUAUGAUGGCUGCUUGUGACCCUCGUCACGGUCGCUACCUCACUGUUGCAGCCAUGUUCCGUGGCCGUAUGUCCAUGAAGGAAGUCGACGAACAAAUGCUCAACGUCCAAAACAAGAAUUCGAGCUACUUUGUCGAGUGGAUUCCAAACAAUGUCAAGACCGCUGUCUGUGACAUUCCACCACGUGGUCUUAAGAUGUCGGUGACCUUCUUGGGCAACAGCACGGCCAUCCAGGAGCUUUUCAAACGAGUAAGCGAACAAUUCACUGCCAUGUUCCGAAGGAAGGCUUUCCUUCAUUGGUACACUGGCGAAGGCAUGGAUGAGAUGGAGUUCACCGAGGCCGAGUCCAACAUGAACGAUUUAGUGAGCGAGUACCAACAAUACCAGGACGCCACGGCUGAAGAAGAGGGAGAAUUUGAGGAGGAAGAGGAGGGAGAGGCCGCGUAA